Molecule: messenger RNA, 9127 nt
Organism: Apis mellifera (honey bee)
Lineage: Eukaryota; Metazoa; Arthropoda; Insecta; Hymenoptera; Apidae
Exons: 11
Coding region: 2972-4687 (571 amino acids)
Biological process (GO): synapse organization
Cellular component (GO): neuron projection membrane
Source: RefSeq, a predicted model, not a curated record
ACACGUUGCAAAUAAUCAUCGACUCGUCUCUCGAAAAAAAAAUAUCAAACAAUUUUUCAAACUUAUCACUCUGAGCGGCAAUAAAUUUUCCAUUCUGUCCCUAUCUGCCGAAUAACUAUCGGGCACAUUCGUUUCGCCUAGCAUAUUGGCACGUGUAAUAAUUCGUAAGCGUUCAAAUUUUCGUUUGUUCGCAGCAUCGGUGGUAAUACUCGCACUGCGUUUCACACGAGUGUGUCGCGCGUCAGAAAAAUGUCACGGAAAGAAUAAUCGCAUCGAUUUAUACACGAAUAUCCCCGAACGAUAUAUACGCGCCUGUAAUUAUCGUUCAGCCCCCUCCUCCCCCCCAGUGUUAUCUGUCCCAGGCCGACACGUCGAACGAUAAUAAGUGCGUGCGCCAAAAAAUCGGAGAUAAUGUGUGUAUCUGACACAUCGUGCUACGAUAUACCCUGACUUAACAGGCGAUUAUCGUUAUUAACCCGGCUUUAUUGGCACUCGUGCUCCCCGAGGAUCGUUUUUACUUCCCCUCCCCUGCCCUUCGCGCCCUCUAUACUUUGGACUUUUUGCUCCAAAGUCCAGAUUAUUGACAAUCGAAUAAUAAUUUUAGUAACAGAUAUUCUCGGUAUUACAAAUCCAAAAAGAAGGAGUAUUCAAUCAUUCUUGAAAUAAUUUUUUUUUUCAGAUUGAAAAUAAUGCAAAAUAUUCGAUAUCGUCAUUUCCUGAUCAUUUAAUUUUGAUUUGCAGACGUAUUUUCACUUCACGAGUAGUGAUGCAUAGAGAAAAAUAUCUUCUCGUUCAUCUGAAAAAUUAAAGAAACGAAUAAAGGAUGAAAAAUAUCGGGCUUUUUCCGUGCAAAUUCGGUGGCGAAUAAUUAUGAUAAGCAUGAUUAAUUGCCCGUGCACCGAGUUCAAGUUGAAGGAAGAAAUAAUUACUUCCGAUUCCCGGGGCAAUAAUUCAGCGGCCCGCCGCAAACGACGCGUAAACUAUAAGUUUCUCCGUGGAACAGCCGAGAAACAAAAGAGAUCCGUUUAUCCGAAAUCGUUUCGAUUCGGGAUAAAUAUUAAUGAAUUUUGAAAUACAUCAUCUCGAGCGAAUUCUUCGAAUCUUAUCUACGGUCAAAAAGGUUCCCGUCUCGUCUAAUUGUGAAAUAAUAUGGAAAUAAUAUGGAAUUAGAGAUAUGAGAGCAAAAAAGAGCAAAGAGUUGAAACGAAGAGGAAAUGAAAGCGUGCGUUUCAUCUUCGUGGUCAUUCCAUGGCUCUAGAUUGUGGUUUACUACAAGCUACUUGGAUAUCUAGAUUCAGAGAUCGGGUUUAAAUGGAGAUUUAAGUAUACUCGUAGCAAGAGAUCCUGUAUUUAAGCUUUCGUACUAUUGCGAGGGUAACAGCGUCUCAUUUUUAUCAAUGUUGCACUGAAACAAUUCGAUUUUUUAAAAAUAUCUGUAUUAAUUUUUCUUUGUUUCUUUGUUUCAGAAAUAUAACUGCUUGCAAAUUUUCAUAGUGUUUCGUAGCAACAACUUCUGCAUAUGAUAAUACGUGCACCUAGUUUUGUUUAUGUUGUACGAUGAAACUAUUCGAAUUAAAACUUGAUGCGUGCAUAUCCUGUAACACCAGUAUCGUCGACGCGCGAAAUUUGAUGCGGAGCAUUUCCAGGGCCAUUGUUAAGCGGAUAAUUAACGCGGCCGCGACUCUGACGAAAAUCCAACCGGUUUAUCCGCCGAUAAAAUCUCAAUUAGAGUCGCGACGAAGUGUAUGGAGGGCAAGGUGUCCGCGAAUUGACGCGAAAGCGGACAAAUGACCGGUGAAAACAAGAGGCGAGGGUCGGAAAAGGGCAAUUACACCAUGAGCGCAUCGGUUAAUGGCGCGGUCGUGGCAAUUUUCCGAUGCGCAGCGAAACUCUGCUGGUUCAAAUUUGAGCCUUCGCGCGAAGAUACUGCAAUCUCCAAGUUUAUCUCGUUCAGUGUUCCAACCAGGUUCGCUCCAAGGUACAAGAUUUUCUUCGAUUCACCGAGGAUGUGAUGGUAUUUUCGAUUGAUCGAAUUGUCGUCCAAUGUUUAAAUAAUGUUUCUAUCUUCGGUAUUUUUUCUAUCUGGAAAAUUGAUGUUAGGAAAGAGUAAUGGAGGAAAUUAUUUUUUUCAAUUCCGAUAGUAAAAGUUGAUACAAGGACGACUCUUUGCUGCAUGAUUAUUCUCUUUUAAAAGGACAAAGGAAGAUGGAAGAAUCAUGCAAGAGACUCUUGAAAUAAGAACAAAAUCUUUUCAAAAAACUCACCGAUCUUUCGUCGUUGCCUGAGGAAUCCUGGCGUGGCAUUCAUCAGAUAAAAGUCAGAUAAAAUAUGACUGGUCAUGAAAAAAACGAAUGUGCAAUUACUAUUUCCAAGAUUUCUAAAUAAUCUUGCAUAGAAGAAACAAUUGAAGCACUAGAAUUUGAAUCAUCAUCACGUUUCAUUUAUAACGAUUCGCGUCAGAAAAAAUCGAUGCUUGUACAAAGUUCAGUGCUAUUUAUUGCCUUUUAGAUGAAUGCUAAGAUUCAAUGGAUGAAAUUUCUCUCGUUUUAACCGGCUGGAAAAAAAAUAAUCGAUCGGUAAACGGUAAAUUGCGAUCACGUUUACUCGUUGACCAUGUGCGGCUCAGUGUACACGGACGCUAGCAGCUCAUAGGACACGCCAGCGACUAUAAUUGAGAUUUUAUCGGGCCGUUAAACGCUGCGAAGUUGCUGUGCAACACGUGCCAAAGUUUGCACACUGGCCAUAGGCCGAGCAAGAGUUGUCGCGCUUCGAUGCUUCUUUAAACGAUCCGAAAAUUCUCCUCCCUCGCCUGUUUUCUAAUCCGUCUUUCUAAGAAAUUAUCUUUGUUACAGAUUAGUUCCACGGCGAGAUGAAUGCCACGCCAGGAUUCCCCAGGCAACGACGAAAAAUCGAAAGAAGAUGAACGGGAUGGAGCAGAUCCCUGAAGGUUGAGAGCGAGCGGAUCCUCGAUAUGACCGGCUGCUGCAGAAUGCGGCCGACUGCAUCGGCGCUCGGCGUCAUCGCCAUUGUCUCCGUCAUGAUCACUGCCACAUCGUCAGAAGCGGGGAACGGCGCCGUGGAGACCAGCAUCAAUCACCCCGUAGUGGACGAGGAGGACCAACGCGUGCGAGGGGACGAGGCGACCGCGAACGGAACGGUGGCCGAUGACCCGGUCACGCUCCACGACCCCACCGACGAGGCUCCAAUUGCCAGCAGCAAACCUACCCAGUCGCCCUUGGAGAAACCCGCGAACGUCUCAUCCGAGGAAAUCAUCGUGGAAUCACUGCAGAGGGAUCAAAGCGACCUGCUGGUGUCCGUCGCGGUGGCGGUGAACGACGAGGUGGACGGCGAUCCGUCAGAGUCGAGGUCGGGGGAGCGUGAGAGUGGUGGGAGGAGCAGGGGCGGGGUGCAGCAAGCGAGCAAGGAUUUCGUCGCGUCGACCCGGCCGAAUCGAGUGGAAGUCGCGUCGAGUGUCGUGGACCAGUUGGACGGCGUCCAGGCGGAGGACGAGGGUUUGUCGAACGUUGUGGAGCGCGGGGAGAGCAACGUGGACAAAUGGCGGAGAGGAGGUGGCUCUUUCACGACCGCGUCCGUCCGCGAGACGAUCUCGACGGAGGUGGCGAGGCCGAUCGAGCGGAAGAACGUGGAGGACAUCAGGGCGAUCUCGUUCCAAGUGCCUGCGGUUGUCGAGGGGGUGGAGGAGGCCGUGGACAGGCAGGGCAACGAGCAGGCGAGGAAGGAUCAUUCGAGGCCGGUGAACAAUCUCCUGUUGGCCGGUGGCAAGUCGACGAAGGCGUUCUACGAGAUAAAACCGUCGAUCAAAACCGAGAUGGAGGGUGAUCAGGUGAGCCCGACGAUCGCCACCCAAAGGCCCCUCCACGGAAGGAAGUUCGUGUUGCCCAGCGUGGACAGCGCGUUCGGCAAAUUUGGCCCCUAUUUCGAGGACGGGGAUCAGGAGAUGAAUAUCACUGCCAGGAUAGGGAGCACCAUGCUGUUGGAUUGCAAGAUCGGCAUGCUCGGUAAUAAGGAGGUGACGUGGGUGCAGCAGCCUAGCAAGGACUUGUUUCGACUGCUCACCGUAGGCAGGAUACCGUACAGCGUGGAUCAGAGGAUCAGCCUCAGCUUUCGGUAUCCAAGCAAUUGGAGAUUACAGAUUCAAUACGCUAACCCGCGGGAUUCCGGUUUAUACAAGUGCCAAGUCUCGACGCAUCCGCCGCUGGUUAAAACGAUCAACGUCAUCGUCACGGCGCCGGAAUUGACAAUAACGGACGAUUCCGGUCGAGCGGUGUCCAAGGAGAGGCAUCUAAAGGCAGGAAGCGCGCUGAAGCUUAGAUGCGAAGCCAGGGACGUGAUCGAGUCCCUGAAGGAAUCCGUCAUUUGGACCAGAGGGGAUGAAACGCUUACAGAGGAUGUUAGUGAAAACAGGACGACGGAGAUUUCGGCUGGCAAGGAGGUCCUCGUGAUCGUCAGCACCCUGAUCGUGGAGAGGGCCAGCCCGAGACACGCCGGAAACUACAGCUGCGUGGUAAGAGGGCCCACGAUUCCGGAAAAGGCUAAGACGACCAUCGCGGUACACGUGCUCAAUGGGGAGUUGCCGGCCGCGGUGCACGACGGCAACGGGGUCUCCAGGGCGUUCCUCAACCUGUGGCUAAUUCACUUAACGAUGAGCUACGUUUUUUCCAGAUGACAAUACUAAGGCCAUCGCAACAGCGCCGAGAAUAUGCGCGAGCAUCAUCAUCCGUUCAUGGACAAUUUCGGUGACUGAUCGAGAUCAUCGUGGUCGAUCAACUUGGAUCGAUUCCCCAUUCUUCAGAAUGAGAAAGAAAUAUAGAAGAAAGAGAGAGAGAGAAAAAUCGUUUUUACCUUUAAUAAUUUAGGAUUCCCUUUUCGAUCGAUCGAAUUUGAUCAAGAGUAGCUCAUCCUCGAGUGAGAGAACUCGGCGAUCGUCUCAUAUUAACGCGAGUUAACGUGAAAAAAAGAAAGGAGCAAAAGCUGGAGACGGAUCGCCGUUUACAAACGUGGGCCAUUUAUUGUAUAUAUAUAUAUAUAAUAAAUUUAACUGGACAGAGUGUUUCUGUACGGACAACGUUUUCGGAUGGAAGGUCUUUUCAAAAUUACUCCUGGUGAUGGCGACGUGAUGAGAAACACCGGAUGAGGGAGGGGCAGGGAAUUGGAAGGAUGUACAACGGUGAUGGAGAGGAGUUGAUACUGUUUGGAAUGUUGAUACUUUGAAAUCGAUAGGGUUUAGCAGAGAUUUAUUGCUCGUUACGGGAGGAUAGAGGAAGACGACGAGGGGUUGGGAACGUUGAUCGAGGUUAUUAUCUCAUUGAAUCGUUAUUUUAAUUAUAUUUCCUCCGGUGAUAAUGAUACCAUUUGAUAAAAUUUUCUCCGAUACGCAUUAAUAAAUUCGAUCAAUUGGAAGAAGAAUGUACAGAAUAUACAAUAUUAUUUACUUUUGAUAUCAAUGAUUGAUAAAAGCAUCGAAUAUGAAAAUAAAAUAAACAAAUGGAAGAAUUGGUAUCGUUAUUCAAAUAAAGAGAUUGCUCGAUAAAUCGUUUAUUCGAUAAAAAAGAUAUAAUGCAAUUUAUAAUUACAUAAUUAUCAAAGGCGUGUAAGGGAACUCUUGGUAUUAUCGUGAUCCAUAUGCGUCAGCAGCCUCGGUUUAACCCAGAUACCACGAAAACGUCACCGACUUUUCGACGGCCGAAAUAGUUGGGAUAGUCGGAGGACCACAGGUAUAAUUAAUUAGCCGUCGAGAUUCUUCUCGAACUAGAUGCUGUCUAGCGUGAAAAAUAAAUUUGGUGACUGCAUCACGAGGUAAAUUUCAUUUUACAUUUAAAUCUUCGUGUUUUAUUACCGUGUGUACAAACAAAUAAUAAUAAUAAUAAUUCCACCCCUUACUUUCCCUUGCCUUCUCCUCUCUUCUUCCUUUCACUCUCAUUUCCCCGUCAUUUUCCCCUCCCCUCGUGUUCUCUUUCCCAUAUUUGAAAAUUCUCUCGAUUCCCCCCCUUUGAAAGUAUUUGAAAUAUCCGGAUGAAUUAUUUUCGUGUACACCACUUGGCGUGCUGCACGUACAUACAAAGAGAGAAGGUUGCAAACGCGCCUUGGGGAAGAGAGAAUGGAUCGCGGCAGGGGGAACUAAGGGAUAAUUGUGUACAACGAAAUUCUCUAGCUGUGAUGCUUGAAAUGACGCCCCUUCCCCAACGUGGGGUGCAUCGGAGAAAAUUUGACAGGAACAAAGAAAAGGGGAUGAUUUUAAAAUUGCGUGGAAAAGAUCGAUGAAUAAUUUUUAUAUCGCUGUUAAAAAAAAACACGUGAAUCUUUUUGAAACUAUGGAGGAAGAAUAUGUUAUUGAAGGAGGAAAUAUAAUUGGAGGGACGAGGAUGGGGAAGAAUAUGGAAGAAAAGGCUUGGCUGCAACGAAACGAAUGUACAUAACUCUCACCAUCGAUUUCAACGUCGUUUUAUUUGUGUACAUCUUUUGUAGAGGCAUCCACGAAAAUCAUGGUUGUAUAUGGAAUAUCGAACGAUGGGGGAGAAGAAAGGGAACUGGUUCGGGUCUCGACAAAUGUAUUAUCGAGCCUUUCCAUUCGUGAUUGAAUGAAUAUCGUUGUUCAAACGACGGUGUCGACGGUGAUAUUCGAUACGUGAUCAAUGUAUAAUGUCAGUGUACUUUAGAUAUCACGAUCCUCGUAAUUUUCCAUGGAACAAUAUUCCUCCGUUUAACCUUGGAGAAUUGUUGCCCGCGAUAUCGCGUAUAAUGCAAUCGUUGGAAGGAAAAUAUCGAGAAUUUUUUAACGUUUGUUCCAUUCGUGGAAUACGAGAGUAGAUCGCGUGCAAUUUAUUGUGCAUCGUGAGAAAAGAGAAUAGUUGGAAUAGAUAUUUCCUUGUAUUCUCUAUUAUAUAACCGUGCUCUUCGAUAUUUCGCAUCGACGUAACGAUCCAAUAUUUUCCUACAUUUCUUGAGUAAAAAUUAAUUUUAUCCUCCAGGAAGAAUGGAGGCGUGAAUUAAGAAAAAGAAAAAAGUCGAUACAAAAGAAUAGAAAAAAGGAACCAGUUCUCUCGUCCUUUCGCCCGUCGAGAACAAAAUUCUCGAUUCCAUCAAUCGGGGAACAAAAUCGUGAUACCGCAACAAACGAUUUAUCCUGCAUCUAUUGCCGACCAUCAUCCUUCUUUUUCACACACUUUGAGCAAAGAGGGAAGAGCAAAGAGGACGUGCGUUGAGAUUACGUGACCGGGAUAUAACCGCGGUUCGAUCUUCCGGUUCUUUCUCGACGGAAUGUGCCGCUGCUGUGUCGAAGGAAACGUAUCCGUCGGAACGAAACUGGAACGACGACAUUGGAGAAUUUUAUCUAUACAUAUUAAAACACGUGCACGAUCUAUACAUAUUAUAAAUAGGCCCGGAUCGAUCGCGAUAAGAUUAUAUUUUUAUAUGUAAAUAUGGCGUUCCUUCUUGUUAUCUUAUUAAAUAUAUCGACGAGGCGGUAGAUAGAAAUACGAACACACUGCGAUCGAAUUAGUUCUGGCCUUUCGAGGAGAUAUGCCGGAAAUGUUAAGAAGAAAAUAAUAAAAAAAAAAAAAAAAGAAGAAGAAAAGAGCGAUCGAUUCUAGCGUGAAAAGGAAAUAUUGUCGAACGAAUUACUACUUAUGAAUAUUUCAUAAGAAUCUGGAAAAAGGGGGGUAGGGAGCACUUGAUUUCGAAUCGUCUCGUUGUUGGACACGAUCGGUAUUAUACUCCUUUCUACCACUUAUUAUAUCAUUUCUCGAGAAACGAAAGAUGGAAAACGAAUAAUCGUCGACGAAUUUGUAUAAUUUCGAUAAAGCGAUAACCGCCGUUAUCUAUUCUUCACUACACUUCGUCGUUUUGUGAAACGUUCCCGAGCGAAUUUAAUUGGCCAGGAGAGAUUUUUAUUAGAAAUACCUCGAACAUAAAGAAUACCUGCGCAGCACACGCUUUGUUCCUUUUCGGCGAAGCCGACAAAAAUGCUUUUGACAAAAUUUAAUCUCGUUACAAAAUUCUCGCCGAUGAUCCAUCAUGAAGAGGGACAGAGAAAGAGAGAGAGGAGAGAGCACAAACUGAGGGAGGGAAAAAAAAAGGAAAUGCAUCGUUGGGGAUAACGAGAUUUCCGUAGAUCCUCUCCCAACACGCGCGAUUAAAUCUUGCUCGAUUUUGGAGGUGACGUUUAUUCGGCUCGCAUGGUAAAUUCGUACGGCAUUUUUCACGCACGAGGAUCAUCCAUCUCGCGCGCGUUAUUCAAGUAAAAGUGCUUGUGACCAGCAUAUCGUUCCACAUAUUGUAUGGAAAGGCAUCGCAAAAUAGUUUGAAAAAUUUAUAUUUAUACAAACAGUGUCCCAAAAUUAACGCAAGAUUUGAAUUUGCCGCCAUUUUUGCAUCAAGUUGUUGGCAAGCUUGAAAAAAGAACAGUUUUGACAGCUGAGAGUUUAGAGUUAGUAAAAAUGGAGCGUUGUACGAUACAACAACGUGGAAUGGAUUAUUAAUCAUGAGAAAGUGGAUGCUGGUUUUUCCAGCAAAAUUAUCCUAAGCGAUGAAGCAAAUUUUCACUUCAAUAGCUUUGUUAAUCGCCAAAAUUUCCGUGUUUGAGAUUCAAAGAAGACACGUGCGAUUAGCGAAAAACAAAUGCACUCAUAACGUGUCAUUAUUUGAUGCGGAUUUUGGGCAGGAAGCAUCAUAGGACCGUACUUUUUUGAGAACGAGGCUGAUCAAAAAGGAACUGUUAAUGGUGCUUGAUAUCGCGACACGAUAACACAAUUCUUUCUGCCGAAAUUUUAUGAUAUUGAUGUAGCCGAUAGUUUCAACAAGACGAUGAAACAAUUGAAUUAUUGCAUGAGACAUUUCCUGGUCGGUGAUCAGAAUUGGCCCCUUAGAUCACGUGAUUCAACACCAUUAGAUUUCUUCUUAUUCGAAGUCAAAAAUCUAUGUCAACAAUCCCACAACCACUACAAGAGGAAAUUAAAAGCUGCAUCAACGAAAUUCAGCCACAAUUAUACAGAAAGGUGAUGAAAAAUUUGGACGAAAGGUGCCAUUUGCACGAUGUAUUAUUCCAUAAAUAACCCUAUCCUAUAUGAUUCACUUAAAAAAUAAAUAAAACUAAAAACUCUCUUUUAUA